AUGGCGUCCAACACUGCAUUGCCAUCUCAAAUGAGAGCGGCGUAUAUCGCGGAGUAUAACAAACCGUAUGCCUUGGGGGAGCGUCCACUGCCCUCCAUCCGAGACACAGACAUUCUCGUGCGGGUUCACGCUGCUGGAUUUUGCCACUCAGACCUGCAAGUAUUGCAAGGCGAGUUCGAGAGACCAGCGCCAAUCGGCCUCAUACCAUCUCAUGAGAUAGCUGGAGUUGUUGCCAAAUUGGGUAGCAACUACCAAGGUGAUCUCAGAGUCGGCGAUCGUGUUGGCGUCCUCAACUUCAAGCAUGCUUGCAGCUCAUGUGUAGGAUGUCGCUUGACGCAAAGGAGAGGCGAAGAGCUUGAUCCCAGAUUCUGUGAUAACCGAGAAACAGCUGGCUUCUUGCACGAUGGAGGGUUUGCGGAGUAUGCGUCUGCUGACCCGGAGACAACCGUGAAACUGCCGGACUCGAUCUCGUUUGAGCAAGCUGCGCCGCUCACUUGUGCGGGAGCGACAGUAUGGGGAAGUCUUGAGGGCGCCACAGCGGGAGUGAGCAGAGGGGAGACAAUAGCGAUCGUGGGUAUUGGUGGACUCGGGCACUUGGGUGUGCAGUUCGCAAAAGCGCUCGGGUUCAAGGUCGUUGCGGUGGAUAGCAGAGAAGCUGGUCGACAGUUAGCAUCAGACGUGGAGAACUCAGCACUGAAGCCUGACCUUGUUGUGGAUUCUUCCGACAUCGCAGCGGCAUCAAAAGCCAUCUAUGACUUCACAAACGGCGAGGGCGUCGCAGCAGCGGUUGUCUGCACCCCAUCGUUAGAAGCGAAUCGCUGGGCGCUCAGUAUUCUGAGGAUUAAAGGCACGCUGGGAAUACUGGGUCUUCCUCAGAAUCCAUGGCAGUUCGACGCGGCGCCGAUUGUGUUUCGAGAGUUGACGAUAAAGGGGAGUUACGUGGCGGGGAGAGCGGCGACGGAGAGGAUGAUGAAGGUCGUGGAGGAGGCGGGCGUGAGGUCGCAUUUGACAGUGUUGCCGUUUGAGAAGAUUCCUGAUAUUGUUGAGAUUUAUGAGGAUGCGGCGUUCAAGGGACGGAUUGUUGUGCAAAUAUAA
This is a messenger RNA of Fusarium oxysporum Fo47, 1095 nucleotides long. Its product is annotated as chaperonin 10-like protein. The transcript has 2 exons. Gene Ontology annotation, molecular function: oxidoreductase activity. Lineage: Eukaryota; Fungi; Ascomycota; Sordariomycetes; Hypocreales; Nectriaceae. The coding region runs from base 1 to 1095 and encodes 364 amino acids. The record is from RefSeq and is a predicted model, not a curated record.